AUGCCGCGCCUCGUGCGGCGGCAGACGCUGUCACAGCGCAUCACGGCAGCUAUGAACCCCUGGGACUUCUUGCUCUGGCUGUCCGAGGAAAUUGAGACACGCGAGCUCGACGCCGUCGUCGUCGGCAGCCAGGUCGGCGUCGUCGCCAACUUCCUCUUCCUUCUCGCCCGCGCCAACCUGGGAUCGUCCAACAGCGCCGACGACGAUGUGUUUGGCGACGGUUCGGGCCGCAGCUGGCUCUCGUAUCUGAUCCAACUCCUCGUCUGGGCCGGCUUCUCCCUGUCCGUCGCCAACGCCGUGUUUGUCUACACGCGCAAGCGCCACUACCGCCUGUUUGAGGCCAACAUCGACCGCCGUCCGGGCACCCCCUCGGCCAGCCGCGUCCGCGUCCAGUCGUCCCCUGCCACCAACUCGCCCCUGCGUGUCCUCGGCGACCUCGUCCACAGCGAAAGCGCCGAGUCGCGCGCCCAUCCGGACAGUACCCGCGAUGUUUGGGAGCUGGCGGUGUGGGACCCCCGCCCGGCCUCCCUCGCUCUGUUGUCGUUCUUCAGCCCCCUCCACGUCCUCAUCUACCUGUUUGAGCUCCCGCUCGACCCCCUCGAACCCCGGCCGAGCGUCGCCGUCCUCAAGUGCAUUGUGCUCCAGGUCGGCCUCUCGGCGGCUAUGCGCCUGCUGCAGGCCCGAAAUGACCAGCGCCAGCGCGACAACGCCAUUAUCCAGAAGGAAGUGCUCAACGAGUACAACACCAAGUUUGUGCAGCCGCGCCUGCACCCCAUCGUGCGCGACAUGGGCACGCAGGUGGCCAUGGAUACGACCGGCGUGGCAGCGCAUGGUUCGUCGGCCGACGGCACGGUCAGCGAGGCGGUCGAGUGUGGCACACCGACGACUGUGAUCCACCGCGGUUUCCAGACGCACCCCAACGCCAACUACAUCAAGCACAUUGACCCCGACUUUGGCCGCCGGGAUGCAUCUUCGACCGGCCGCCAUUCUGGUCCCAUCGCCGCCACGCCGCGCCACCUCACGCCCGCACAGCAGAGACCGGCUAGGUACUCGGACUCGUUCACGCCGGGCGGCAGCACGAGCGUCGCAGCCAAGUCGCGCCAGAGCAUGCCGGUAACCGCGACGCCCAGCUAUGCGUCGACAGGCGAGGGUUCGAGCACCAGUUCGAUCCACGCGGGUGCCGACGCAGCCAGUGGCGUCAUUGGCGAGGGCACACGAUCCAGAACGGGGACCGCCUAUGUGGCCAACUCGCCCUUUGCACCGGCCAGCAGCGUCCGCCGCCCCGCCGGUCUCCCCGCGAGCGCCACCACCAACUUUGGCGGCAGCAUGGGCGUGUACAGCCACGUCAACUCGCCGCUGAAAAAGGCCAUCAGUAUGAACGACAUUGGCAGCAGCAGUGCCGCUGGCGGGUUCCAGUCGCCGCGCAAUUCACGCGAGCUGGCCGCCGUCGAGCAGCGUGACGCCGCCGAGCGGAUGCAGCGCAUGCGCAGUCCCACCAAGUCGCCCAGAAAAGAAAACUUCCAGCCGCCCCAGCCACAGACCGAGUCGCGGCUGUCGUUCCAGCCGCAGGAGCUAUCGUCGCCACCGGUGCCUUUCAACCCCUUUGCCAAGACACGGCCCAGCAGUCAGUUCGCCAAGAAUGAACGGUUUCCGUCUCGGUGGUAG
Sporothrix brasiliensis 5110 is the source of this 1665-nucleotide messenger RNA. RefSeq lists its product as uncharacterized. The record is from RefSeq and is a predicted model, not a curated record. NCBI's taxonomy places the organism in Eukaryota, Fungi, Ascomycota, Sordariomycetes, Ophiostomatales, Ophiostomataceae. Gene Ontology annotation, biological process: regulation of exit from mitosis; maintenance of rDNA. Bases 1 to 1665 code for a protein of 554 amino acids. The transcript has 2 exons.